This is a messenger RNA of Phoenix dactylifera (date palm), 1365 nucleotides long. RefSeq names its product oxygen-evolving enhancer protein 2, chloroplastic-like. Gene Ontology annotation, cellular component: photosystem II; extrinsic component of membrane; photosystem II oxygen evolving complex. Gene Ontology annotation, biological process: photosynthesis. Lineage: Eukaryota; Viridiplantae; Streptophyta; Magnoliopsida; Arecales; Arecaceae. The record is from RefSeq and is a predicted model, not a curated record. Gene Ontology annotation, molecular function: calcium ion binding.
UUGUAAUUUUUUGUUUUUCCUGGAUGGGAUACAAAUACUGCGUAUAAACCAGAACAUGUACACGUACAGGCGCAGCGCGUGGGCAGACAAUUAUAGGGGAUAACACAAUGACAGCCAACACUGGACAGGGAUGGGAAAGCAAUCUGGUGCUACGUGGACCAAUCAAAGCUUCUAGAACUCUAUCUAAUCUAAAACUCUCAUGCUCCUUUAUCCAGUUCCACGUCCAUCCCAUAUCCGGAGCAAAACCAUUUCCCUCCACUCAUCACAAAGCCACCACAAUAACCCACUGCCGCUUACCAAAACCCAACAAGAGAGGAAGAGCUCCGAGAGUAGAUAGAGAGAGAGAGAGAGAGAGAGAGAGAGAGAGAGAGAUGGCAUCAACUGCAUGCUUCCUCCACCACCAUGCACCCUCCACCUCGAGAACUCCACCACGUCCAAUGCCAAGCAUCAGGCCCACCCGGCUGGUCUGCAGGGCGCAGAAGCAGGCAGGCCAAGAAGACGAGAGCAACACAGUGGUCUCACGUCGGUUAGCUCUGACAGUACUCGUCGGCACUGCUGCUACCAGUGUGAAGGUCUCACCUGCCGAUGCUGCCUAUGGAGAAACAGCUAAUAUCUUUGGGAAGCCAAAGACAAAUACAGAUUUCUUUUCAUACAAUGGCAAUGGAUUCAAGUUGAUGAUACCAUCAAAGUGGAACCCAAGCAAAGAGGUGGAGUAUCCUGGUCAAGUGAUGAGGUGGGAAGACAACUUUGACCCCAACAGCUACGUUGCCGUCAUGGUCACACCCACGCCAAAGAAAUCCAUCACUGACUACGGCAGCCCUGAGGAAUUUAUCUCACAAGUUGAUUACUUGCUAGGGAAACAGGCCUACUCUGGCAAAACAGAUGCUGAGGGUGGGUUCGACCAGGAUGCUGUAGCAACAGCCAACAUAUUGGAAAGCUCCACACCGGUGGUAGGUGGGAAACAAUACUACUACAUCUCAGUUUUGACAAGGACAGCAGAUGGAGAUGAGGGUGGGAAGCACCAGCUUAUAAUGGCAACAGUUUCAGAUGGUAAGCUAUACAUCUGCAAGGCACAAGCUGGUGACAAGAGAUGGUUCAAGGGUAGCCGAAAGUUUGUGGAGAGUGCAGCCAAUUCCUUCAACGUUGCAUAAGAAAGAGGUUGUGUGACACUUGUUGUGUAAAUGAGUUGAAUGCAAUUAGAACUGGCAUCUUUAGGAUCAGAAUGUGUUUAAUGUGAGUUGUCUGAUAAGAGGAUGGUACAUGAGAUUUCAAAGUGUCAGACAAGCAAUUUAAUCUUAAAGAUCUUAGAGAACUCUCUAUGUUGUGUCCCUAAAUGCUUAGCAAUGGAAAAUGUUAUGAGUCCAA